UGUACUUAUCUGCAGGCGAAGCUAAAAAUAGGAGCCGCAGAUCAUGAUCGACCUGUAUCUAUUCGGCAAACCAGUAUGGGGUGUAUUUACAUGUAGGCUGAUGCCGGUGUUUACCGCGCUAGUGAAGCCGUUCAGCUCCACACAGAACAGAAAAAUAGAAAUACGGAACUAACUUCGCACUCUCCUCUUUCUUUUCUGCUUUCGCCAUGCUUCUGCGUGCUCUUUUUUCGACCUCGAAAUUGGAUGCAAGAAUACAAGAUAGCGGCUUCAUCUACAGUCUGUAUCUUAGCAUGAUAUAUUGAGUUUGCUCGUGUGACAACUGUGCCUCUACAAAGAAAAGUUUAAGUUUGUUCGGACAAGAACAAGUGAUGGAGGAGGCGAAGAACGAUGGCCCCUCUGGGCCGCCUCGACCAUCAGACAACGCCGCGCGCCUUCUUCCCCCGAGCAAAUGGGUCGACGUCGGUGCUCUAAAAAAUACCAGACACCCUUGGUAUGGCUACCAACAAAAGAGGCGGGAGAACGGAAAAAUGAAGUGGUGGAGGAUGGCGCCGAAAACGCUGGAGAGUUGUGAAAAAGAAGGAAAGAGCACAUGUUCAGGCGUCGUUGCCAUUGAUUCGCGGCACGCAGCGCCGCUCGCUGUUCCGGAAUCUGCGGAAAAAGCCAACUUUCUGCGGAACCACCUCCAUGCCGAAAACAAUCGGGAGCGAAGAGAACUAGCUGCGAAGGCAGAAAAGUACCAGCACAAGCUGCAGUUGCAGAAUUGCAGGGCUUCCGCAUCAUCAUCGUCGUCGUCUUCAUCUUCCUUUUCCUCAUCGUCGACGAGCAGGCGACCCCUGCAAGUCUCUGCCCAUUCCCACACCCUUGAAGACGCAGCCGACUCGUCGACAGUUUCUUCUUCGGCCUUCUCAGCAAAAACACCAAGCGGCGAAAAGCCACCGCUGUGGGCGAUCGAGGACGGGUUGAAGUCAUCUGCUGCUUGCGUCCAGCGCACAGCAAAUGCGAUGUCAAGCGCGGCGCUCUCGGCGGAAGAUCUCGUGCUGCCGCCGAAUGUGCCAGCACCGACGAGCAAUGACAUCCCGGAUGACGUUCAUUGCAUCGAGCUCAUCGAAAUAGUAUGCCGUGUCAAGAAGUUUCUUUCCUCGCCACAGUUGCUGCCAUCGGACAACCGGAAUGAAAAUGGCAGGAUCUAUGUGUAAUUUUAUGUGCCCCCCAUUCAAGGUUGAACUUGCGUGGCAACUCAGUUUGGGCUGACCACUUGUACUCGUAUGGCUUUCAUCGCUCUUUUUUUUGUAAGUGUAGAUCGUUGAAUGCAGUGUGCAGAGCGUAAAAGAACAAGUCGAUGGAAAGAAAAGGACUGCACUGGGAUAAGUGAGUCAAGACAUCGAUCUAGAAACCCACCUCUUGCCUCCUAAAUUUGUCGCGAAACUUCACAAGCCGCACAGGUCCCACAAGGGGUUGCUGAAAUCGCUGAAAUGGUACAGAGGCAGUCACAGUGCGACACAGACAUUUGCGAACGUCUGCAAUCCAUCCGGUAAGUAUCACUUUCGUGUGUCUUGCAUUUUUAGAGGAUUUUUUUUUGGUCGUUGCUCAUGCUGUUAUAGGAGAAUAUGAAUAAAGCGAACACCCGAACAUUGAAAGAACGUUGGGUGAAUUUCUUGGAGCCCAUCUAUGAGCACGAAAAACAUUCCCACGCACAAUACCGAUACGUAAUUUCUUUGAAAACAGCAACGAACGUUGGUCCUUUUUCAUAAUAAAACAGCACACAACUCGCCAGAAUCGCCAUGGUUGUGCAGAAGUUUUUCCGAGAUACGCAAUUACUUCGAUCGAGAACGAGAUCUGCUUGCUGCGGCUGCCCGUGCAAAUUCAGGGGAGAGCGAACUAUCGCGCGAGGAUAUUUUGUUCAACGAGAUUUUUACCUAUUUCAAAGAGCGGGCCGUCUUGGUGUGGUUGUUACGACGAAUUCGAGAUGCAGAGCAGGGCAGCGCCAGAAACAGUAACGCUGCUGCGGAUAACGUGGAUGCAAAUCUUCAGUCGACAAGCUCUAGUACAAGGACACUGCUCGAGAACAGCCACGCCAUGCGACUGCUGGGCAAAAAAGGAGCAGAACGCUUAGAGAAGCAACGCGUACCAGCUCGUUUGGCGGCACUGGAUUCGGAGAUCAAUACUGGAAGCACCAGAAGCAACCAUCACAACAAUGCACAAGUUACCUGCGCUGCCGAACCGCAACCAGCAGCGGGAGCAGGUUUUGCACAAGUAAAGAAACAACAAGAGCCGGACUCGCCAGGAGUAGUAGACAACCGCUCCAAGAUCAUGAUCAAGAGAGAACAGGAAAACCCUGGCAACAACCCAUCCGCGUCGCUGUCCAGGCAGGGCGGUUCCAGUCAGCACCAGCCAGCAGCGAAUUCUUUUUCUGAUUUUGAAAAAAGCGGAAAAACUAGCAUCAAGCAAGAGGAAAGAUCAUUGGCGUCACCGAUGGUUAGCGAAACUCCUAUUUUGAAAGCUGAGUCUCCUGGUUCUCCCGACGGGCAAUUCAAGGCAGAAGUGCCUCCUCCUGAAAACGUGACGAGUGAAAGAUCCAUCAAGCGGGACCCAGAGCUGAUCACCACGAGUUCGGGCGGAGAGCGAGAGAACUGCGCUCCCACGAUCCGAAUCAAGUGCGAGCCCACCUCACCCGGGGCCGCUGAUCGUCGCCGCAGCCGGGUCAACUGCGAGCCUGAAUGCACGAGCAGACGCGAUCCCGUGCGCAUUAAGAAAGAGCCCACUGCACCAACGUCGCCGGAAUCACCCCGGUUUCGGGUCAAGCAAAGUCUCAUCUUCCAAAAUAAUUGCAAGGAGGCGGGAACAUUGCGCAUCAAGAAGGAGCAGCACUCGCCUUCCACUAAAACGCAGUCGAAACGUAUCGGCUUUUUGGGGCGUCCACUGCAACAAGUGAAGCGGGAGGCUGCACCCGUUUCCGUGAAUAGGUCUGCAAACAAAGCGACAUGCGAAACACAACAAAACGGAGGUGGGCAUUUGGUUGGUGACGAGAAAAGCAAAAAGAAGCAAUCCCAAUCGGAUUCGUCGCUUCCCUCCUGCGCGACCGCAGCAAAGCGUGAACGUCCACUGGAAACCGAGCACGAAGAUACCAGCAGCGAUGAUGGCGCUUCAACUUUUCUUCCAGCGAGGGUACUAGAAGGGAGAAAGAUCAUAUCUUGCCGUCAGCUGAGCAACAUGGCUGAGCCAAGAGCCCGCAACUUGUCCACGGUAGCAGAGAAGGCCCAAGAAAAACAAGCCGAUCAGCGGCUCACCUCCUGCAUCCAAGACACCACCCACCCACCCGCCAAGAUCUUGCUGAAAAGCGAAAACUAUCCAGACGUGAGCGGAUGGUAUUUCCUGACGCAUACCGUGACGCAGGUCGGGGGCCUGAUCUACCCGAUGUACAAAUCGGAUCUUGCCACUGGCAAGCCGGUUUU
Messenger RNA from Amoebophrya sp. A120, 3452 nucleotides. The record is from the annotation of a GenBank genome assembly. NCBI's taxonomy places the organism in Eukaryota, Dinophyceae, Syndiniales, Amoebophryaceae.